AUGGUUACUGCGAAUAAUUUGUGUAAAAAUGUGAUUUGUUCUCAAGGAUUAUCAUGCGACGGGAAUACUGGAAAAUGUGCCAAAUUUCGUCAAUUUAAUUAUGAAUUUGCAAAUUUGUGUUCAAAUAUUGAAUGCCCAGGCAAUACAAAAUGUGAUACAAAUACUGGAUUUUGUGUAUUAUUUCGAAAUAUUAAUCUUUAA
Messenger RNA from Dracunculus medinensis (Guinea worm), 201 nucleotides. Lineage: Eukaryota; Metazoa; Nematoda; Chromadorea; Rhabditida; Dracunculidae. The record is from the annotation of a GenBank genome assembly.